Molecule: messenger RNA, 2374 nt
Organism: Quercus lobata
Lineage: Eukaryota; Viridiplantae; Streptophyta; Magnoliopsida; Fagales; Fagaceae
Exons: 5
Coding region: 131-2029 (632 amino acids)
Biological process (GO): regulation of DNA-templated transcription
Cellular component (GO): nucleus
Source: RefSeq, a predicted model, not a curated record
CAGUUUCCCUCGCUCCACUCUCUAGUCCCCACCCUAUAUUUUCAGACUCCGAAGUCCAAACCCUUCUAUUCGACCGUUAGAGAUUCAAAUCACACCCACAAAGAGAGAGAGAGAGUUCAUUGGCGACACAAUGCGAAAGAGAAGUGAAGCUAUAGAAUCCCCUGCAAAUACUAUCGAAGAAAUCCAAAAUGGCGAACCCCUGAGCAGCCAAACCCAGAAAGCGUCUCAGUACGAGCUAUCCAGAGAGCAAAGGAUCAAAGAAAACCUCGAGAGAAUGCAGAAGCUGGGCAUUCUCGACCUCUCUCUCAAGCUCAAGUCUGUGAUUCCCUCUAACACUAAGCGCAACCCAAGGAACCUCAACAACUGUACAACUACUCCUCGGCCCUCUCCUGCGCCGCCAUCUGGACCCACUCGCCGCUCUUCCCGGUUGAAGAAUGGGACACCAGUUAGCUAUGCAGAAACGGAAAUCGUGAAGAAGCGUAAGUCUUUGCAAGAUGAUGGUGUAUUGUUGGAAGAGGGUUCGAAGCCAGAGGUUUACACUGAAGAGCAUGAGAAGCGGUUGGGCAACACUGAGAAGAGCUGGACAUUAUUUGUGGAUGGUUAUGGCAAGGAUGGAAAGAGAAUUUAUGACCAAGUUAGGGGAAAGACUUGCCAUCAAUGCAGGCAGAAAACUCUUGGCUAUCGGACUCAGUGUUGCAAAUGCAACAUGGUCCAAGGGCAGUUCUGUGGAGAUUGUUUGUAUAUGAGAUACGGGGAACACGUACUUGAAGCCCUGCAAAACCCUAAUUGGAUUUGCCCUCCCUGUCGUGGAAUCUGCAACUGCAGUUUGUGCCGGCAAGCUAAAGGAUGGCCUCCCACUGGUACUCUUUAUAAAAAGAUAUCAAAAUUGGGCUUCAAAUCUGUUGCGCACUACCUCAUUCAAACUCGACGCUUACAGACAAAUUUGGAUAAAAAUGCUGAUGUUACCAAGCAAGUUUCUGCAAAGAGGUCGCUGCCAUUCUCAGAUGUUGAAGUAGAGUCUGAGGGAUCUCUCAAGGUUGAAAGUAUUCACCUUGGAUCAUUUAAGUCUCAACCUGAAGCCAAAAGUGAGGAUAAGUUUGAGGGUGAGAAACAGACUAGUCCAAUUCCAGGUACUAACAAUCAAGUUUCUGCUAGGAGGUCAUUACCCUUUUCAGAUAUAGGAGUGCAGUCUGUGAAUCUGACUUCUGCAGAGGUUGAAAAUGGGGUUGAUGAUCUCCCUGGGUUAGCAAAGCCUCAAACUGGAAACGGCACAGAUGACCAGUUCAAGGGUGAAAAAGAGAAGGAACCUCAUUUUACAGACAAAGAACAUGGUGAUAGAAAUAAUGAUUUGAAAAGUUCCUCAAAGCUAAAAAAGAAGCAUGCACUCCCCAUUGUACCAAGCCCCGAUAGUAUUGCUGGAAUAUUAAGGCAGAAGCGCAGAAUAAGCAAUGACCGUGAUGAUAAGCAGUUACCAGGGGUUAGUGAGAAAAUUGCAGACAUCAAGCAGGAUGCACCAGCAAGUGGUGUAGAUGAAGAGGAGGAAAUGCAUUCUAAAGAAAGUGUGGAUGACGAUAAUACUAUUGUGUCAGAGAGAAGUCCAAAGCAUAAGAAGCCUGCUCCUGCUGCUGAACCAAGCCACAGGCACAAUGUGUUAGGAAUGAAUGGGAGAAUUUUAGAUAUUAAGCAGGCUGUAAACAAGUCACCGGCAUCAACUGCAUCCAUUCCUGCCUCACGAAGUAUUGCUGGAAGAUUGAGGCAGAAGCGCAGAAUAGGAAAUGGCCAUGAUGAUAAGGGGUUACCAGGGGCUAGUGAGAAAAUUGCAGAUAUCAAGCAGGAUGUAACUUUUUCACCAGAAAGCGGUGUAGAGGAAGAGGAGAUGCCUUCUAAAGAAAGUGAGGGUGGUAAUGAUAAUAUUGAAUCAGAGAGAAGUCCAAAGCAGUCUGAAAACAAGUCACCGGCAUCUUUUGCAUUCGUUCCUGCUGCACAAGGUAUUGCUGGAAGAUUGAGGUCUAGAUGCAAAACAAACUGAAAAUUCCUCCUCUUUUGUCCUUUUGCUGAAACUUCUCUCUCCAAAUUUUCUUCCCUUAUUCCUGGAGAGGAUUGAGUUCAGUAUUUUUGCCUUUUCACAUGUGACAGAACUGCCUAAAAUUGCAAAAAACAAUGUUUUGGUAGGCUUCAGCCGAUUUGCAACAUUUUGGUUCUGUCCGUGUUCUACUCUGUCAUGAUGCAGUUAAACAUGUAGUUUGUCAGUGACUCAGCAGCAUCAACUUUUAGAUUAUCAUCUAAUUUGAGCAGCAUCAUUAUGUAUUUGUAAUUCUAUUGUUCUUAAAUAUUUGCUUGGCGUCGUUGUUGCAUCACGUAGGGAUAACAUAUA